This is a messenger RNA of Myripristis murdjan (pinecone soldierfish), 2763 nucleotides long. It is a transcript of the gene camk1gb, whose product is annotated as calcium/calmodulin-dependent protein kinase IGb. Gene Ontology annotation, biological process: protein phosphorylation. Bases 132 to 1472 code for a protein of 446 amino acids. The record is from RefSeq and is a predicted model, not a curated record. Gene Ontology annotation, molecular function: ATP binding; protein kinase activity. Lineage: Eukaryota; Metazoa; Chordata; Actinopteri; Holocentriformes; Holocentridae. The transcript is spliced from 13 exons.
AACCAAAUCUGCUGGGGAAUGCAACCUCCUCUCCUCUCAUCCUGUUCAUGAAGUUGGAUCUGUGAUGCCUGCCGUCCUUCGCCUUUCUCUGUAGAAACUUGUAGCCCGCCACUGCUUCUCACAGACACAUCAUGCAGCUAAAACCAGAAAUCCCUGUUGAAGCUUCUGCAGACAUGGGUCGUAAAGAGGCCGACUAUGUGUGGAAAAAGGACACGGAGAACAUACAGGAGAUUUUUGACUUCAUGGAGGAGCUGGGAUCAGGGGCAUUCUCUGAGGUUUACAUGGUGAAGGAGAGGAAGACAGGCAAGACAUUUGCCAUGAAGUGUGUGAAGAAGAAACAGAAGAGGGACCUCAAUCUGGAGAAUGAGAUUGCUGUGUUGCGAAAGAUCAGUCACGAGAACGUUGUGGGGAUGGAAGAUUUCUAUGAGAGUCGGACCCAUUACUAUCUAGUCAUGCAGCUCGUUUCAGGCGGUGAGCUGUUUGACCGGAUACUGGACCGGGGGAUGUACUCAGAGAAGGACGCUAGCAGGGUGAUCCAGCAAGUGCUGCAGGGUGUCCACUACCUGCAUCAAAACGGCAUCGUACAUCGUGACCUCAAGCCAGAGAACCUCCUGUACUACAGCCAGGACGAGAACGCCAAGAUUAUGAUCAGUGAUUUUGGCCUCUCCAAGAUGGUAGACAACGGCAUCAUGUCAACAGCCUGUGGCACUCCAGGAUAUGUGGCCCCUGAAGUUUUGGCACAGAAACCCUACAGCAAGGCAGUAGAUUGCUGGUCUAUUGGAGUUAUCACCUACAUACUACUCUGUGGAUAUCCCCCUUUUUAUGAGGAAACUGAGACACGACUUUUCUCCAAGAUCAUGAAGGCUCAGUAUGAAUUUGAUUCUCCCUUCUGGGAUGACAUCUCUGAAUCUGCUAAAGACUUCAUUCGUAACAUGAUGCAGAAGAAUCCCAACAUGCGUUACACCACCGAGCAAGCGCUCCGGCAUCCCUGGAUUAUCGGAAAGACGGCACGGAGCCAGGACAUCUACUAUUCCGUCAGCGUUCAGAUCCAGAAGAACUUUGCCAAAAGCAAAUGGAAGCAAGCCUUCAACGCCGCUAUAGCCAUCAACCACAUGAAGAAACUGCAGCUGGCCCACUCCGAGCUGACACUCAGGCAGACCAACAUCCCAGACAUCACGGUCGUCGACGUGUCCUCCCCGACCAAACACCGCAAGUGUCUGGAACUGGACAAGCUUGACCCCGAGGUCAACGGGAACUUACCUGUGGUUAAUCACAUGUCCCUUCCCGCGAGUCCGAUCGAACUGAAAAACCACUGCCACCCACUGAAGGCCAGACAGAGUGAGAUGCACCACGCGCCCACCAUAGCCGAGCAGGGCAAGCACGCCUACCACUCAGAGCCGUCCAACCUUAACGGGUACGGUAAAAGCCUCACUGGCAAGGUCGUGCAGACUGGAGUAUGUGCUGUCAUGUGAGGACUUGGUGGAGCUUACAUGGAAAAAGUAUUUUCUUGGUCAGUGUAGUUGUGCUGACUCAGCGUGCAGCUGGUUCGUAUCAACAGCCCCCCCCUUCUCUCCACCAACUCCCGGGACUGACAAUGAAAAGUGGUUCACCCUCUGACUGACCCCAGUGGUCUUGCAGGGUCCAGAGUUUGUGGGAUCUUUUUUUAUUUUUAUUUUUAUUGUUUUUUGGAAAGAGUGCCUAUUGAAUCAGCCGGCGCAGGGCAGCCACAAAGAUGGACACUUUCACACACACACACACACACACACACACACACACACACACACACACACACACACACAGUCCAGCACAUUAACACUCAGAUGCACAGUGUAGACUUCAGGGUAGUUUCCACACAGUAUUCAAGGAAUUGUCUCUCACCGCAGGGGAUAUUAUGCUCUCACUUGACGCUGGGCUCUACUUGAAUGUUAAUCCCGUACGUGGUGAAGCAGCCCCCGACCUCUGAUGUAAUGAAAGCUUUGUAUCAUAAUUCUUUUUUUGUUUUUGUUUUUGUUUUUUGAUCAGAAAGGGUUCAUUUCCAUUACUUACUCCAUGUUUAUUAGCACUGUUUAUCAUAACUGUGGUUACAUCUUUAAGGAAACUCACUCCAGCGCAUAAUGCAAUAAGACAAGUUUCAUUUCAUUCAGUUUCGUUUCAUCAUUUGUUGUUGUGUGUUGAUGUAUUAUUUCAUAGAGCACCUGCAUAUUUAAGCACAAUAGAAGCUUUGGCGAAACAUGCAUGCGUUCUUGCUUAAAUCCUGUCCUACAGCUGUAAUGAAUUCUGGUAAAAACUGCCUAAUGCUGUAUGUAAAUUGUCUCUUAUUUUUGUCAUCUUUCUUCUGUUAUGAUUGUAUAAUAUAUUUUUUUUUCUAAAGUAUUUGUCACUUUUUCUAAAAAAUAAUAAUAAAAAAAACAUAGAAAAAAUACUGGCAAGAGAUUUAGAAGCUAACUAAAAUUUAACUGCACAUUUGCACUGAUUAAAUGGUUAACCGGUGUAAAUACUACAAGCACAUCCAGAUCUUGCCAAUUCGUACCUUCGUACCUAUGAGAAUAUAAUUGUCCCACAAAUGUGUCCUGCAAAAGCAAUUUUGAGGUUUUUAAUAGCUGCGUGGAGUUUGUCCCUCCACCAGGAUGGUAUGUUCUGUGCACUUUGCUUUUUGUUCUCCAAGCUGUAUGUGGCUUUGUAUUCAUGCGUUCAGCAGAUCUAGUCCAUGUGUAAUAGGGGCUUUCCCUGUAUGCUCAUCAAUAAAAGCUUGUGUACAGGAUC